GCAGCGCAAGUGAAACCGGAAGCGUCGGUCGGCGGGGGCGGGGCAGUUUGGCGGUCGCUUGCCAAGCAUCGCUCCGCUAGGGGCUUGAGACGUCCUCCCUGUCCAGAAUCAUGCUGGGCAGGUCCGGAUACCGGGCACUGCCCUUAGGAGACUUUGAUCGCUUCCAGCAGUCGAGCUUCGGCUUCCUGGGCUCGCACAAGGGCUGCCUGUCCCCGGAGCGGGGCGGCGUGGGGACCGGGGCCGAUGCUCCUCAGAGCUGGCCUUCCUGUCUCUGCCAUGGCCUUAUCAGUUUUCUGGGAUUCUUGCUGCUAAUGAUCACCUUCCCCAUUUCCGGCUGGUUUGCUCUGAAGAUUGUGCCAACUUAUGAACGGAUGAUUGUGUUUCGUCUGGGCCGGAUCCGUACCCCACAAGGGCCUGGCAUGGUUCUGCUCCUACCCUUCAUUGAUUCCUUCCAGAGGGUGGAUCUGAGGACACGAGCCUUCAACGUCCCGCCUUGCAAGUUGGCCUCCAAGGAUGGGGCUGUGCUGUCCGUGGGGGCCGAUGUCCAGUUCCGCAUUUGGGACCCAGUCCUGUCGGUAAUGACUGUGAAGGACCUGAACACAGCCACUCGCAUGACAGCCCAGAAUGCCAUGACCAAGGCCCUGCUCAAGAGGCCUCUGCGGGAGAUCCAGAUGGAGAAGCUCAAGAUCAGUGACCAGCUCCUGUUGGAGAUCAAUGAUGUGACUCGGGCCUGGGGACUGGAGGUGGACCGUGUGGAGCUGGCGGUGGAGGCUGUGCUGCAGGCGCCUCAGGAGAGCCCAGCUGCAGCUGGCCUGGACAGCACCCUCCAGCAGCUGGCCCUUCACUUCCUGGGAGGAGGCAUGUCCUCAGUCACAGGAGGUGCCCCCCCUCCAGGGUCAGCAGACACAGUGGAGAUGGUGAACGAAGACGAGCUGCCCGCCCCUCACGAGGGUACUGUGCCCAGCCUGAAGCAGCCUUUGGCUGAGGGGCUGCUGAGUGCCCUGCAGCCCUUCCUGUCUGAGGCCCUGGUCAGCCAGGUCGGCGCUUGCUACCAGUUCAAUGUCAUCCUGUCCAGUGGCGCCCAGAGCAUCUACUUCCUGGACCUCACUACAGGUCAAGGAAGGGUGGGCCACGGGGUACCUGACAACAUCCCUGACGUGGUGGUGGAGCUGACCGAGGUAGACCUGCAGGCACUCCUGUGCAGGCAGCUGCGGCCCCUGGGGGCCUACGUGAGCGGGCGGCUGAAGGUGAAGGGCGACUUGGCCGUGGCCAUGAAGCUGGAGGCAGUCCUCAGGGCCCUGAAGUAGAAGCCUUAGCUGAUAGUCCAAAGCCCAGCCUUGGGCCGGGCAGGAAGCCACAGGGGCAUCUUGGAGGAGGAGGUGCUGUACCUCAGAUUAUUGAGGCCUGAGAAGAUUCAGGCCCAGCCAGGAGCCAGUGAAUAGAGACUGGGAGUCGCCUGAGCCGGGAAAGGCUGUGUCACGUUGCCCUGCCCUUCUCACCAACACUCGUGGUCUGGACUAGUCUGCCCAGCUCAUUCCUCCAUGGAGGGCCUAGCCCGGAGCUGGGUAUACAGUGCAGUGACAGGACCGCCACGCCUGCCCCGCUCUGCUAGCACUGGACUGGAGAGGCAGGGCCCACACACAGCCUGACAGCACCAGUCAGUGCACGAGAGCAGAGCCUGAGGGUCAGGCUCCGAGCUCUGGAGCCGGUGAUCGGAGAGGCUGGGGGUGGGCGAGGGGAGGCAGCCACCACGAAGAGGACUGCAGUGGGAGGGAUCUGGGCCCAGCCUGCCUUCCUGGUAGCAGCGCAGGCCCACGCUAGUAGGGCUGGGAUGGGAGGAGGGGGCCCGCCCCUGGCCUGGCUUCUGAAGAUGUUUUGACUCCUCUACCAGCUCCCAGCCCUGUCUUGCAUGUCUGAAGGGCCGGGACUCAGGGCAGCAUGAAGGAGAGCCCUGUUGUUGUUGUGCUUCUGAUCAGAGGUUUGAAAGCUUCUAAUAAACGUCAUGGUUACAACG
This is a messenger RNA of Condylura cristata (star-nosed mole), 2014 nucleotides long. It is a transcript of the gene STOML1, whose product is annotated as stomatin (EPB72)-like 1. NCBI's taxonomy places the organism in Eukaryota, Metazoa, Chordata, Mammalia, Eulipotyphla, Talpidae. The record is from RefSeq and is a predicted model, not a curated record. Gene Ontology annotation, cellular component: plasma membrane. Bases 111 to 1307 code for a protein of 398 amino acids. The transcript has 7 exons.